Messenger RNA from Besnoitia besnoiti, 1230 nucleotides. Its product is annotated as putative eukaryotic initiation factor-4A. The record is from RefSeq and is a predicted model, not a curated record. The coding region runs from base 1 to 1230 and encodes 409 amino acids. The transcript has 3 exons. NCBI's taxonomy places the organism in Eukaryota, Apicomplexa, Conoidasida, Eucoccidiorida, Sarcocystidae. Gene Ontology annotation, molecular function: ATP binding; RNA binding; RNA helicase activity.
AUGGACAACAACGAGGACAAGCAGCAACAGGGAGUCGGCGGAGCCGCGGCGCCUGUACCGGCCGCCAACGACGAGGUGAUUGAGACCAACUACGACGAAGUGGUCGACUCGUUCGAUGCCUUGAAGCUGAACGAAAGUCUGCUGCGUGGGAUCUACUCGUACGGUUUCGAAAAACCGUCUGCGAUUCAGCAGCGCGGCAUCAAGCCCAUCCUCGACAGACAUGACACGAUCGGUCAGGCUCAGUCUGGAACCGGUAAAACCGCCACCUUCGCGAUUGCCGCCCUCCAGCUGAUCGACUACAACGUGAACAACUGCCAGGUGCUCAUUCUCGCCCCGACCCGUGAACUGGCACAGCAGAUUCAAAAGGUCGUGUUGGCUCUCGGCGACUACCUGCAGGUGCGUUGCCACGCGUGCGUCGGAGGCACUGUCGUUCGCGAUGACAUUGCCAAGCUGAAGGCAGGGGUCCACAUGGUUGUCGGUACCCCCGGGCGUGUGCAUGACAUGAUGGAAAAGCGUCACCUGCGCGUCGACGACAUGAAGCUCUUCAUCAUGGACGAGGCCGACGAGAUGCUGUCGCGCGGAUUCAAGUCUCAGAUCUACGACGUCUUCAAGAAGCUCCCCCCUGAUGUGCAGGUUGCUCUCUUCAGCGCCACCAUGCCGCAGGACAUCCUGGAGCUGACCACCAAGUUCAUGCGCGACCCGAAGCGUAUCCUCGUCAAGAACGACGAACUGACCCUAGAGGGUAUUCGCCAGUUUUACGUCGCCGUCGAGAAGGAGGACUGGAAGCUCGAGACGCUCUGCGAUCUCUACGAGACUCUGACUAUCACCCAGGCGAUUAUCUACUGCAACACCCGCAGAAAGGUCGAUUUCUUGACGAGCAAGAUGUCCGAGCGCGACUUCACUGUCUCGUCGAUGCACGGUGACAUGGACCAGAAGAGCCGUGAGAUGAUUAUGCGCGAGUUCCGCUCGGGCUCGACUCGUGUCCUGAUUACCACCGAUCUGUUGGCUCGCGGUAUCGACGUGCAGCAGGUGUCUCUCGUCAUUAACUACGACUUGCCUGCGACGAAGGAGAACUACAUUCACCGCAUCGGUCGCUCGGGUCGUUUCGGUAGGAAGGGUGUGGCAAUCAACUUCGUGACCUCCAGCGAUGUGGAACAGCUCAAGGAGAUUGAGAAGCACUACAACACUCAGAUCGAGGAGAUGCCCAUGGAAGUCGCCGAGUUCUUCUAA